This is a messenger RNA of Spirodela intermedia, 513 nucleotides long. Lineage: Eukaryota; Viridiplantae; Streptophyta; Magnoliopsida; Alismatales; Araceae. The record is from the annotation of a GenBank genome assembly.
AUGAAGAAGAGGGCAGGAGGAGCUUGCCCGUCUCCGGCGAAGGGGAAAGAGAUGGAGCCGAUGAGGGAGAUCUUCGCCCGGUUCGACAUGGACGGCGAUGGCAGCCUGACGCAGCUGGAGCUGGCGGCGCUGCUCCGGUCGUUGGGGCUGAAACCCUCCGGCGACGAGGUCCGCGCCCUGCUCACCGGAAUGGACGCCAACGGCAACGGGACGGUGGAAUUCGACGAGCUGGCGGCGGCGAUCGCGCCGCUGGUGGCGGAAGAGAGCGCGCUGGUGGAUCAGGAGCUCCUCCUGGAGGUCUUCCGCCGCUUCGAUCGCGACGGCAAUGGCUUGAUCAGCGCACCGGAGCUCGCAAGGGCCAUGGCCAAGAUGGGGAACCCUAUCUCCUUCCUCGAGCUCACGGAGAUGAUCCGGCAGGCCGAUACCGACGGCGACGGCGCCAUCAGCUUCUCCGAGUUCGCCGCCAUCAUGGCCAAGUCCGCCGUCGAGUUCCUCGGCCUCUCCGGCGCGUAG